Musca vetustissima is the source of this 697-nucleotide messenger RNA. Its product is annotated as zinc finger C2HC domain-containing protein 1A-like. NCBI's taxonomy places the organism in Eukaryota, Metazoa, Arthropoda, Insecta, Diptera, Muscidae. The record is from RefSeq and is a predicted model, not a curated record. The annotation marks the transcript as partial. The transcript has 2 exons.
UAUUUCCAGUUAACAGUUAUAAUACCACAACGCCUACCGAAACACCAGAUCCAUCGUUCAGCGCACAGCUGGCACCCUGCCCGAUUUGUUCGCGAACAUUUAACCCCGUAACGCUACGGAAACAUGUUGGCAUUUGUGAAAAAAUGGCCACCAAAAGGCGUAACAUUUUCGAUUCAUCACGGCAGCGUCGAGAGGGUACCGAAUUGGCCACAUAUCCAUUACCAAAGAAUUUUGGUUUACCCGAAAAGACUUCGUCGAGUACGACAACAUUGACAAGGACGAAAAGUGAAAGGGGUCAGUCGCCAAAUCCAUUGCAACAGGUCGCCUCUCCCAUAAUGCAGCGCAAAAAGCCCACAGAAGAAUUUGUACGCUCCACCGCCCGUGCCUCAAUGCGUAAGCUAUCCACCUCUUCGGCCACCGAUGGCAUGACAACAUCCAGCAAUUUUAGUCGUGAUCGUUUACGUUCCUCAGAACGAUCACUGACACGUCGUGGUCCCAUCCAGACAUCGGUACCCUCUGAACAAUGUCCCCACUGUGAUCGUUGUUUUGGCCUAAAAGCUUAUGAUCGUCAUGUGGAAUGGUGCAAAGAAAAGGCUCUCCAGGAUUCCAUUAAGAAACAAGCCUCAAGUAAAUCAGAAGAGAAUGCUGCAAAAGCACGCCUGGAGGCGAGAACGAAAUAUAAAGCACCGUGUUUGAA